AUGGCUGCACACGCGUUCCUCCUGUGCUCUUUGGCCCUGCUGUCGGCGCUCCGGCCCGGGCUCGCCUUCAUGGACGAGGACCUGCAGCCUGGAAUCAUCUACGAAGAAGUGCCUGAAAUCCUGGAUAGAAGUAAUGAAAACCCCCAAAAGGCCACACGAGUAACAUCGAAUGGCGGGUUUGGCUUACAGAGUGAAGAAGUUAUUUUGACGCCUGAGGAUGAAAACCCACUCAGGAGAAUACUGCAGCCUUUUAACUGGCAUCAGCCGGGCAUGUCUCUCAAUAAGAGAAAGCUGCUCCAGUCUCUAAUGGGACCUUAUGGGCCACUGAGUGUGUCGUACAAUGGGAAAACAUGCAUUUUGUUCAAAGCAAAGCGCCUGGCAAUUCGCUACAGGAACCACACUUUCAUCGACUUGACUGAGAGGGUGUUUAACCCCAACUCACCUGUGGACACGAAAGGCUCUAUCUGCACUAAGGAGAAAGCCACGCUUUCACUGAGGUUUGGAGAUGUAGAAGACCUGCGAGGCCUUGUCAUCAGGCUUCAGAUGUCCAACACAUUUUACGAGGCGGCAGGACAGAACUGGUUCACUUUAGACAGCGUCCACAUUCACUAUAACUGGACCCAGGAGGCCACUUUCAAUGCCAGUGAAGUCUACGCUCCAGCCACGUCGUCCUACCACUGCCAGCACGUCAGCAGUCUCCACAAAUACGACACUCUGCUCGUCCCUAGCUCCCACACAGACACAUCGGCAAACUGGCACAUCACAUUCACCGAUUUUCAGAUCCAGGCCUUCAACGUUCAGUCAGACAAAUUUGCAUCAGCCAGUGAUUGUGCCACAUUCUUGACCCCGGCCAUCUUGAUGGGUCUGGUCACAUCUCUGAUCCUGCUGCUGGUUUUGGCAUAUGCUCUGCACAUGGUGGUUCACCUCAAGCAUAUCGACCGCUAUGAGGAGCACAAAGCAACGGUGUACUUUCCCCGCAGUCCAGAGGCGGAGCUACCGGACAAGAACAGCCUGUGA
This is a messenger RNA of Boleophthalmus pectinirostris (great blue-spotted mudskipper), 1017 nucleotides long. RefSeq names its product ATPase H+ transporting accessory protein 1 like b (gene atp6ap1lb). Bases 1 to 1017 code for a protein of 338 amino acids. The transcript has 7 exons. The record is from RefSeq and is a predicted model, not a curated record. Gene Ontology annotation, cellular component: proton-transporting V-type ATPase complex. NCBI's taxonomy places the organism in Eukaryota, Metazoa, Chordata, Actinopteri, Gobiiformes, Gobiidae.